UGUUGCAAAAAAUAGAAAAGAGGCUAAGCCGAGAAAGAAAAUUUAUAAAAAAAAAAUAUAUAUAUAUAUAUUGUAAAGACAAAUUUCGUGAGGUGUAUAAUUUGAAGAAUGGCGACGUUACCACAACUGGACGAAGAAAAGCUCAAAUUGGUGCAGGAGUUGGAAAUAGAAAUGAUGUCGGAUAUGUAUAAUCGCAUGACAUCCGCAUGUCACAGAAAGUGUAUAGCACCAAAAUACUCCGAGGCCGAACUUGGCAAAGGAGAAUCCAUAUGUUUGGAUCGUUGUAUUGCUAAAUAUUUAGACGUUCACGAACGUAUUGGCAAAAAACUUACGCAAAUAUCAAUGCAGGAAGCAAAAAUUACGGAGCAACCAAAGACAAAUUGACUUUGUUCAAACUAGUUACAUUUGACGUAAGAUUUUUGUGUUAUAGAAGUUUGUAACGCUGACUUUUCUUUUGGCUGAAUGUACAGUUUUGAAAACAAAGUAGUUUGUACAAAGUAGAGAAAUAAUGAGCAAAAUAAAACCUGUAUUUGAUUCUUUUUACGAAUAAAAA
Molecule: messenger RNA, 553 nt
Organism: Pseudomyrmex gracilis
Lineage: Eukaryota; Metazoa; Arthropoda; Insecta; Hymenoptera; Formicidae
Gene: Tim10
Product: mitochondrial import inner membrane translocase subunit Tim10
Exons: 1
Coding region: 109-384 (91 amino acids)
Biological process (GO): protein insertion into mitochondrial inner membrane
Cellular component (GO): mitochondrial inner membrane
Source: RefSeq, a predicted model, not a curated record